AUGGGUAACCAAAAGAGAACCAAGAACCAGAUUAGACGAGAGAAGGCUAAGCUCAGGAAGCUUGACCCUAAUGGAAAUGGUCCGGCAAAUCCUCCGCCACAACCAACCCCAACCAUACCUUUACUGAACAGAAACAAUGAGAAGUCCAGCAUCUCUGCUGAAGAUACCAACGAUUCUGAAACGACAGUACCGCUUGGUUCCUCUGAAUUGAUGGAGCAAUUUUCACAAGUCUUUGAUCGGUUCAAGAAUAGCACAGAAGAACCAGAUGAACCAUCGAAACAAAAGGAUGAAGUCUUUAGUGAACAGGAAUCUUACAGUGCAUCGGACAGUGAUAGUGACUAUGAAGACGAAACCAAGCCUUUAUCCAAACGUCAAUUAAGACUCCAGAAUAAGGUCUCUUUAGCAUACUUGAAAGCUUCCACAAACAGACCCCAACUCGUUGAUUGGCACGAUGUAGAUGCCAGAGACCCGUUCAUGCUGGUAGCAAUGAAAUCACAGCCCAACGCUAUUCAGGUUCCUGACCACUGGACCGCCAAACGAGAGUACCUUUCUGGAAGGAAAGGUAUGGAUAGAAUGCCGUUUGAGCUACCUAAGUUCAUUCGUGAUACGGGAAUCCAAGAUAUGAGGCAACCGCAAGAAUUAAAUUUGAGACAGGAACAAAGAAACAAAGUCCAGCCCAAAAUGGGGAGGUUGGACAUCGACUACCAAAAGUUGUACAAUGCAUUUUUCAAGCACCAAGAACAGCCGAGAAUGUUUGGUUUUGGUGAUGUUUACUUUGAAGGUAAGGAGGCCAAUGAUGAUUUUGUUCAACUGACUGCGCAUAUAAAACCUGGAGUUGUUUCAUCAGGCCUUCGGAAAGCGUUGGAAAUGACGGAUAACAUGAAAGUUAUGCCUCCUUGGAUUUCAAUAAUGCAAGAUAUUGGUAAGCCCCCUUCCUACAAGAAUUUGGUUAUACCAGGGUUGGACACAGAAUACUCGAAUACUGGGUACAGAGAAAAGGGAAAUAAACAAUACAACGAUGAAGAAUACUGGGGUAAAAUGCAAGAAUAUGUGGAAUCUUCAGAGGAGGAGGAUGAAGAGGAUGAAGAGGAUGAGGAAGAACAUGAAGAGGAAGAAGAGGUGAAUGAAUCGGACAGCCAGGAUAACCUUCAAAUAGGAACCUUUGAGAACGAAGAGCCAACAAAAGUUCCUAUUUCAGAGUUAGGAAAUUCCGUGACUCUGCCAGCCAAAUCUCAGGAUAUCGAUGAUAAUAAAUCAAAAUCCUUGUACACGAUAAUUGAUGAGCAGACUACAGAAUCUGGAGGUGUGCUCAGUAACCAAGUUGGAUAUGAUCUUUCAACAAAAGACAAGAAAACAGAAUCCGACAAAGAAACGACUAAAACGAAGCAGGCAACCAAAAAGUUCAAGUUCUGA
Suhomyces tanzawaensis NRRL Y-17324 is the source of this 1413-nucleotide messenger RNA. RefSeq names its product U2 snRNP complex subunit. The record is from RefSeq and is a predicted model, not a curated record. The transcript has a single exon. Lineage: Eukaryota; Fungi; Ascomycota; Pichiomycetes; Serinales; Debaryomycetaceae. The coding region runs from base 1 to 1413 and encodes 470 amino acids. Gene Ontology annotation, cellular component: catalytic step 2 spliceosome; U2-type spliceosomal complex; precatalytic spliceosome. Gene Ontology annotation, biological process: mRNA splicing, via spliceosome.